AUGACGACGCUGCAAGAUUUGCUUACGGCGGAUGCCGUCCAACUGGAUGAUGUCUUUGACAUCAACGACUUUACGUUGGCCACACCAUGGGAAGAAUUUAUUGCCGAGCUUGAAAGAUUCUUCCGUCAUGUGGCGGAGGAAAAGCAUGGUUUUCAGAAGAAGCUCAACUUUCGCGGUCGCGACUUUAGCCUCCAACUUUUCGUGCUCAGUGACACCCUCCCAGAGUCACCGCACCGCACGGAUCGCCAGCUCUUGCGCAGCCUGAAACAAUGUGCUGGAGUGGUUUCGCCGGUGGCCCGAGCCAUUCUGUCUCAGUACUUUGACGUGCCCAUGGAGCUGCAUCCCAUUGCUGCACGUGUCGGGGUGACAUCCUUCGUGCUCCUAACCCCAAUGGCCUCCAAGUACUCGAGCAAGGCACGCAGUUGUGAUGAUCCUUGCGCGAGCUCUCCAAUUGGCGAGACUCGCGAUGGCACCUUUUUGGGUGCACACCAAGGAACGGCAGCGGUGAUGGACAUGUCUUCGACCAUGCUGCCCUCGGUUCCACCCGCCUUUGCUCAACUCGACGGUCUCAUGCGCCUCUUUCGUUCCAAGUUGCCAGCGACCGGCACGGAUGUGCAGUGCUCGAUCUCUGUCUGCCACCAUUACGUCAUCCGGCGAUGUGAAAGCAAUCCUCUGCUCAAGGCAUCAGCUGUCCAGGGAGCAUUUGCGCAGCAACUGACACUACCAUUCGGGGCUCGCACGGAUCUUUUGCAAUCCAUUGACGUGCGUACGGUCUGGCCAUGUCUGAAAGAGUCAAGCGCCGUGGAAAACGCAGUCUACUCGUCCCUGUCACCUCUGUCAGCGGCUAUUUGGCACCUUGGCUUUCAACUUCAAGAGCCGGCCGCAGGCUAUACUGAGUCCAUGCUGCUGAAGCUUCUUCGCGUCCUUCCAGAUACCACCAUCCUCCUCAAUCUCAUUGAGGAACAGGCGGCUGCCGAGGAAAGUCUGGAUGGGCCCCAGUCUGGCAAGGAUGCACUCAAGAGACUGACGAAGGAGCCACUCUCGACCGAUGGCUUGCUCCAAAAUGUCCGACGUGUCCGCCAGGUUGGACAGUCAGGCAUUGUCAACUUGGGCAACGCCGUGCAGGCUGCCGUGUUGCAAAACCUACGCACUCGACGUCAGCGCACACGCCGUGUGAGUGACCAGUCACGCAUUUUUGAGAUUAAUUUGGACGAUUCUCUCGCCACCACAUUUGUGCGUGGGGAUGUCAACUACACGGGCAGCGGCAUCCGGCUGGGUCGUGGAGCCCCGGUCGAUAGCUUGACCUAUCAGCUCGGCCUACAGCUGGCUGCCUUUUACUUGUAUGCUGGAGGCUUGCAAAGUCUCGCCACGCUUUGGCACGAGAUUGUUCUGGAGCUACGCUACCGUGUCACAGAGCGCGUUGCUCUCCCAAGCAUUGAGGGUCAUCCUGAUUUUAAUGCAUGCCUGAUUCACCAAAAGCUUCAGCUGAUCAACUACUGUAUUCAAAGACAACAAAAGGUAGCAGAGGCGCGAGAGAAGCACCAGUCACAUGCCACUCAGUCCCGAACCGAGACAGAACCAGAGCCGGUGGCCGCAGGCACAGCCUCUGAUGGCGAGGACGAGUUCCAUGAUGCUUCAGACUCACCUCACGAGGUUAUAGCUGCUGCCGAGGCAGCCCGCGAGCCCGUGGGCGUGGCCGAGGAACACGCAACGCUGAAGUUGCUUGGCAGUGGCGCUCCUCUGCGGGUGCCAGAGACUCAAGAGCCGGGACCGCUGACGGAGGACGUUUUCAAGGCCAAGCAAGAGGAGCUGGUGGCCAUGGGUAGCUCCGCAACAGCCCAGGAAGCGCGUGCACACUUGCAGUCUCUGUCGCUGAAGUCGGACAUGGAGGCUUUCAAGGCCGCUAAUCCUGGGUGCCAGCUAGCCGACUUUGUUCGCUGGCACUCACCCAAAGAUUGGAUCGUAGAGGAGGGACACGAUGCUACAGAAGGUCGGCUGAGCAGUCGUUUUGAGGGCGCGGAUAAUAUCUGGUUGCGGGCCUGGGACGAGGCAGCUCCAGUUCCCGUCUUUCGGCAGCGACAGCUGUUUGAUUCCACGCGUGAAGCCGAAGACGCUCUUCACUACCUCGAGCGUAUCAGCGUGGGCGAGUUGUUGAGUCAGCUCUUCCCCUGUAUCUUGGAUCACAGCCUUGCCACAGUUCAAGAACUGACCGGGGCACGCAACGACUUGACGUCGGAUGUUGCCGCUUUACUACAUGCCAGUGCUGGCUGCUGUGAGCAAUGGGAUGUUGAUCGUAUUCAGGAACUGAUUCAGCGAAUUGGUCAGUUGGAGCGCGCCGUGUCUGUCUAUGAGGGCCUCAAGCAUCGACUUGCGCAAACCUGCAGCGUACAGCAGGCCGAUCAGCGCGAGGCACUUUGGGAGCUCAUGCAAGAGAUGGACCGUAAGGAGCCCUGUCUCGAGUCACGGGAAUACUUGAUUCGCGGCCUGACUUCGCCAAGCGGUGGCGCCAGCUCUGCGCUACCGCAGCGCAUGUAUGCGAAGAUCACUGACAAUGGCUUUCUGCUCUCUGGUGCAUUUUGCACGGAUGCUACGGCACAACUCGUCACGUCAACAUAG
Messenger RNA from Monosiga brevicollis MX1, 2616 nucleotides. RefSeq lists its product as uncharacterized. The record is from RefSeq and is a predicted model, not a curated record. Gene Ontology annotation, biological process: positive regulation of GTPase activity. The coding region runs from base 1 to 2616 and encodes 871 amino acids. Gene Ontology annotation, molecular function: GTPase activator activity. The transcript has 21 exons. Lineage: Eukaryota; Choanoflagellata; Craspedida; Salpingoecidae.